CAGAGCAGGCAGCGGCUCUGGGUACCGCAUCCUCCUCCUCCACCCGGUGCUUCCUUUACUCCCUGUGGGAAGCGGGAAGGAAGCUAGCAGCGAUCCCGUGUCCUCCCCGCCGCCACCUCCAUUUCUUGAGCCUCGUUUCAAGCCGCGGUAGAACCGCGGAUGUGCCGCUCACCGCGCAGCCUCCGCGGGCAGCCCCCGGGGGAGAGCAACCGGGAGCCGGGGAGCUAAUCCCAGCCGCCGGAACAUCGCCAGACACCGACUGGCAGAAGGCUGUGGCACACAGAGGAGCAACCGAGAGCCUUCAGAGCAGUUGCUGCCUUCUCUAGACCCAGAAACCCAUCUUUCAGCUUCUGGAUGUCCAAGCCUUCCACCUUAACCUGCAGGCUUUACACGCGGUGCCCGGCAGCAGCUUCCCCGCGGGGCGUGCGGCUGCGCUGAGGGGCAGGAGCGGGCGGCAUGGCGCGGGCGGGAGUCGCUCUGACUGUCUGCCAGCUGCUGCUGGAGCUGCUAACGCACUCCUUCGCCGAGUCUUCCGUGCAGAGCAACGAGUGCCCGCAGCUCUGCGUCUGCGAGAUCAGGCCCUGGUUUACACCUCAGUCCACCUACAGGGAAGCCACAACGGUUGACUGCAACGACCUGCGGCUGACAAAGAUCCCCAGCAACCUCUCCAGCGACACCCAGGUCCUGCUGCUGCAGAGCAACAACAUCGCCAGGACCACAGAGGAGCUGCAGCAGCUCUUCAACUUGACAGAGCUGGACUUUUCCCAGAACAACUUCACGAGCAUCAGGGACGUGGGGCUCUCCAACCUCACCCAGCUCACCACCCUGCACCUGGAGGAGAACCAGAUCACCGAGAUGAGCGACUACUGCUUGCAAGACCUCUGCAACCUGCAGGAGCUCUACAUCAACCACAACCAGAUCAGCAGCAUCGCCGCGAACGCCUUCUCGGGCCUGAAGAACCUCUUGAGGCUGCACCUCAACUCCAACAAGUUAAAGGUGAUCGACAGCCGAUGGUUUGACUCUACCCCCAACUUGGAGAUCCUCAUGAUCGGAGAGAAUCCAGUGAUUGGAAUACUGGAUAUGAACUUCAAGCCGCUCUCAAACCUCCGGAGCCUGGUGCUGGCAGGUAUGUACCUCACAGACAUCCCCGGCAACGCCCUGGUAGGCUUGGACAGCCUUGAAAGCCUCUCCUUCUACGACAACAAACUGGUGAAAGUUCCUCAGCUGGCGCUUGAGAAAGUCCCAAACUUAAAGUUCCUGGAUCUCAACAAAAACCCCAUUCACAAAAUCCAAGAAGGCGACUUCAGGAACAUGCUGAGGCUGAAGGAGCUGGGGAUCAAUAACAUGGGAGAGCUGGUUUCUGUGGACAGGUACGCCCUGGACAACCUGCCGGAGCUCACCAAGCUGGAAGCCACCAACAACCCAAAGCUGUCCUACAUCCACCGCCUGGCGUUCCGCAACGUCCCCGCCCUGGAGAGCCUGAUGCUCAACAACAAUGCCUUGAAUGCUGUCUACCAAAAGACGGUGGAGUCCCUUCCCAACCUGCGCGAGAUCAGCAUCCACAGCAACCCGCUCAGGUGCGACUGCGUCAUCCACUGGAUCAAUUCCAACAAGACCAACAUCCGAUUCAUGGAGCCCCUCUCCAUGUUCUGCGCCAUGCCUCCCGAGUACAGAGGGCAGCAGGUGAAGGAAGUGCUAAUCCAGGACUCAAACGAGCAAUGUCUUCCAAUGAUCUCUCACGAGACCUUUCCUAACCACUUGAACUUGGACAUUGGCAUGACAGUGUUGUUAGACUGUCGGGCCAUGGCAGAACCCGAGCCAGAAAUUUACUGGGUCACCCCUCUAGGCAAUAAAGUGACUGUCGAGAGUCUCUCUGACAAAUACAGGCUGAGCAGCGAGGGCACCCUGGAAAUCUCCAACAUCCAGGUGGAAGACUCCGGGAGGUACACCUGCGUGGCUCAAAACGUAGAAGGGGCUGACACCAGGGUGGCUACCAUCCGGGUGAACGGAACGCUGCUGGACGGCACCCAGGUCCUCAAGAUCUACGUCAAGCAGGCCGAGUCCCAUUCCAUCCUGGUUUCCUGGAAGGUCAACUCCAACGUCAUGACUUCCAACCUCAAAUGGUCCUCGGCCACCAUGAAGAUCGACAACCCCCACAUCACCUACACGGCCAGGGUCCCCGUCGACGUGCACGAGUACAACCUGACGCACCUCCAGCCCUCCACGGACUACGAGGUGUGCCUGACCGUCUCCAACAUCCACCAGCAGACGCAGAGGUCCUGCGUCAACGUCACGACGAAGAACGCCGCCUUCGCCCUGGACAUCUCCGACCAGGAGACCAGCACCGCCCUGGCAGCGGUCAUGGGCUCCAUGUUUGCCGUCAUCAGCCUGGCCUCCGUCUCCGUUUACAUCGCCAAAAGGUUCAAGAGGAAAAACUACCACCACUCCCUGAAAAAAUAUAUGCAAAAGACCUCUUCCAUCCCCCUCAACGAGCUCUACCCACCCCUCAUCAACCUCUGGGAAGGCGACAGCGAGAAGGACAAGGAUGGAUCCACGGAGACCAAGCCCACCCAAGUCGACACAUCCAGAAGCUAUUACAUGUGGUAACUCAGAGGAUAAUCUUUUGCUUCUGGUAGUAAGGAGCACAAAAGACUUCUUUUUUCUUUUUUGUUUUUUUUUUCCUUUUUUUUUGCUUUAUUCUGCAAAAAAACAAAACAAACAAACAAACCAACCCUGAGGAGUCGAAGACUUUUGUAUUUUUGCCUUUGCUGGUCGGUGGCAGAGGGGCGAGGACAGGAGGCUACUUCAGGAGUUUUUAGUACAGCGUAUCGCAACCGGUUGACACAAAUGGCAGCUUCACCCAGCUUCCACCUUUCCUUUCCUUGGAUUUUGGGGGGUGUUGUCCCCUUCUUUCUUUUAAUUUUCUUGGUUUGUUAUGUUAAACUCGUUUUGUUAUGCUGAACUGAAUGCUCUUCUAACUGCAGAGCUGAAGCAAAGCCAGGAGAAGCUCGGGGUCACCUGGUGAGCCAGCAGCACAGCCCCAGCUCCUCUGAAGCCAUCCGUGGAGCGCAGCAUCUCGCAGAGGGUUGGGAGGCUGCGCUGAGUUAGGUCUGUAAGGCUGAGCUGAGGACCUGGGAGGCCGAGAGAAGAGCUGGAAGGAUGUUAGCUGACUGCACUGGAACGUUGUAUCAGCUGAUGGGAAGGGUUUUGACUCGGAGCCUUGCGUUUCCUUUUCUUCACGUAGUAGCCGAGGAGGUUUUAGGCCAAGCUAACAGGCAAUAGAAAAACGUACACCUGAGGAGUUUUAUUUCUUUUUAAUGUAACAGACUAAAUGUUGAUCUUUUUUUUUGGUCUCCUUCUCUUUAGUAGGCACUUUUGAAGAGUAUUUAGAGUUUUGUUGUGUUGACAUCACCUCCGCAGCGGUGUUUAAUGGAGCUCAAAUAAAUUUAGUUUCCUUCUCAUUUUCUUUUCUUUUUAAUUUCCCCCUUCU
This is a messenger RNA of Pogoniulus pusillus (Red-fronted tinkerbird), 3490 nucleotides long. It is a transcript of the gene LRRN1, whose product is annotated as leucine rich repeat neuronal 1. The transcript has 2 exons. The coding region runs from base 457 to 2607 and encodes 716 amino acids. Gene Ontology annotation, cellular component: extracellular matrix. NCBI's taxonomy places the organism in Eukaryota, Metazoa, Chordata, Aves, Piciformes, Lybiidae. Gene Ontology annotation, molecular function: protein binding. The record is from RefSeq and is a predicted model, not a curated record.